This is a messenger RNA of Meloidogyne enterolobii, 278 nucleotides long. The record is from the annotation of a GenBank genome assembly. Lineage: Eukaryota; Metazoa; Nematoda; Chromadorea; Rhabditida; Meloidogynidae.
UUUACAUAAAGCGAAUAGUGAUAAUGGUUUGGAUAGGAAAUGAAUUGGAGGUUUUAGCCCCAUAAAAAAUUUUGAGGGAAUGAGGCGAGUGAUAGAUUUACCCCUCCUAUGGCCCACAAAUGCCAGUCUGCUCAUCAACUGCAGUCUUGAUAACCGCCCUCUUUUUAUUGGUAUUGGAAGGAAACACAUCUUUUCCCAAAGGUAUAAUUGCACAGCAACUGAGAAGCAGCCGAGAGAUGGGCCAGAUGAAUGGCCCCUUACAUUUAAAAAAUAGCUAA